UACUGACGGGAGCCUGAGCGCUGACUAGCUAGCUUCUCGAACCGUUUGGUCAGUGUGGGUCUGAGCUUUUGCUGACUCCUGUGUACAGUUACCGUCUAACAGCUGUUUGUUUCUACCGAGCGGGAUUAACGUAACCGAGGCGUGAAGGAAUAUGCCCAAAAAUAAAGGUAAGGGAGGUAAAAAUCGGCGACGUGGAAAGAACGAGAAUGAGUCCGAGAAGAGAGAGCUGGUGUUCAAAGAGGAUGGACAGGAAUACGCUCAGGUGAUUAAAAUGUUGGGUAACGGACGUCUGGAGGCCAUGUGCUUUGAUGGAACCAAGCGGCUUUGCCACAUCAGAGGAAAACUCCGGAAAAAGGUUUGGAUUAAUACGUCGGACAUCAUCCUGGUCGGCCUGAGAGAUUACCAGGACAACAAAGCCGAUGUCAUCCUCAAGUACAACGCAGACGAGGCUCGCAGCUUGAAAGCGUACGGAGAGCUGCCGGAGCACGCCAAAAUCAACGAGACAGACACCUUCGGGCCCGGAGACGACGACGAGAUCCAGUUCGAUGACAUUGGCGACGAUGAUGAGGACAUUGAUGAUAUCUAAAGACCUGCUACUGGAGGGGGAAGGUGGGCUUUUACUAGAGAUGCUCUGAUUGGGAUAUUUUGAGCCGAUACAGUGCACCGAUAAUAAUUAUUUUUAUUAAGAUCAGCCUAUGCCAAUCCAAUACACUUUAUUAAUAUACAGUAUGUUUAUUCCAGUUUGUUUACCAUCAGUAGACGUCGUCUUUGUGGUUUGGAGAACUUCAAGUGCAUUUCACAUUCGCCAUCAGUACUUUGAGUUAUUGUUGAAUGAAUGGAAACGAGAUGCUGCUUCAGAGAGACUGUCUGAGCUGCAGCCGGCUGCCUGGUGACCGACAGACGGUUUGCUUUUCCUGCCUUCAUGCAGUCGGAUUGGAGAACCAGAGUAGGCUGAUCAUCAGAACCGUAGUCAGGGUGAACAUCUGCAUCGCGGCUAGAUUUUUACCUUUUUUGCUUCUAACAUCAACAGAACGGCACGUUUGCCAUGUCAUCCAUCGAGUCUUUCCUCCUCUUCCUCUUUUAUUUUCCUUCUUUGUCCAAGACUCACUGUUUUGUGAAGGCCGACACCACGACUGCACAACAUCUCACUCCAGCUGCGUCAUCUUUUAAAAAUGUAUUUAUAUUAAUUUCACGCUGUGGAAUUUAGACACAAGUACAGAAUCUCUGGAUUCGCCAAUAAAAAAAGAUCAACCCUUUUCCUCCGUGGGCAGUCUGUAUCUUUGUAGCCUGUAAGACAGUCUGAAAGCUGUUUAAUAGCGACAGAAGGAAGGUGGGAACACUGAGUGUCUUUUAGGUUGUUCGUUUGUUCACGUCCUGUCCCGCUGACAUGAACUAUUUGCUCGUUUUGGAUUGAACCACGGCCGAAUGAAGGCGAUCGUUCCCCCCACUCCUCCCCCGAAUCAAAAGAAGAAUCAAAUGUAUUUUUCUAUUGUUUCCCUUAUUUGUGUUUCUGUCUGUUUCCAUGUUCUGUUUUGAACUCUUCGCUGCUCUCUCUGUGGCUUCAACACACAGUGAAGCUCGGCCCGGUCGGCCGCUCUGUCUCACGCCGGACCAGCGGUUCCCAAACCCCCUCCCUCCCCACCACCAGUAAAACCAGUGCAACCUCACAGCAGAGCCAUCUGUCGUGUCCGAAACUCUAGAAACCCCCAGUAGAAUGUAUCCGUGUCCUUCCUCUGGAAACCCUCUGAGGGGGCCCAGCUCCUGUUUGGGAACCGCUGCUCCAGCUGCUCCUGUUGCUGUUGUUGCUGUAACUGAAUUAAUUAAAAAAAAAAAAAAUGUACUAUGAUGUUUGAAGGCUGGGUUUCCAAUAAAGAUCUUAACUCCA
Molecule: messenger RNA, 1885 nt
Organism: Stegastes partitus (bicolor damselfish)
Lineage: Eukaryota; Metazoa; Chordata; Actinopteri; Pomacentridae
Gene: eif1axb
Product: eukaryotic translation initiation factor 1A X-linked b
Exons: 7
Coding region: 152-586 (144 amino acids)
Biological process (GO): translational initiation
Molecular function (GO): translation initiation factor activity; RNA binding
Source: RefSeq, a predicted model, not a curated record